UAUUUUGGCACUGCUGAAUGGCCUGUUAUCUGAGCUCUACAGUGAUUCACUUGACCUUAAUAAAGUCUGAGGAAGUAAAUUGGGGAAACGCUAAUGAGGAAAUUCUUCAACAAAGAUAUUCUGAGAAUAGUUUUUAAAAUCUCCACCAAGGUAAACUGAACUGUGACUACAAAUGCAUGAAUAUUUAACAAGGUAAUCGCUGAGUCAGUUUCUGAUUGGUAGUCUGUUGCUAAACAACUCGCUGAUACAUUUUAGCAACCACGUCGAUUACUGUACACCUUUAGCAUGUUAAUUCGGGCUUAAAUUAUGACCACAGGUUAAAAGCGGCGAGAACGCAUUGGUGGCCUUAACCCGGUAUUUAAAAAGACGUUAUCACAGGGUUAUAAGUGUACUAUCAAAAGCGCUGCUCUAAAUAGUGCAACGCAAGAAUGAAGAGAUACCUGCAACACCUGAGCGCAGGGUACACAGUGUACGUCAUGCGUGAGGGGCGGGGCUUAUGAUAUCUCCCAAACAGUUACACUCAGGAGCCAGAGCGGCGCACGGCAAACAUCAAGCGGGCUACAACGAACGAACUUUUUAUCCCGGUUGCUUUAACUGAGAAUGUCUUUGGGUGACCAGCAGUGGUAUCCCACUAGCGUUCAGGUAACGGUGCUCAAAGCGCGAAACCUGCGGAUCAAGGGCAAAAAUGGCACGAACGACUCCUAUGCCAUCAUGCAGGUGGGCAAGGACAAGUUUUCCACGUCGGUCGCGGAGAAAUGCGUCUCUCCCGAAUGGAAGGAGGAGGCGACCUUCGAUCUGCCGCCGAACUAUCAGGGGGACGCGGAGCGGUGCACGCUCUACAUCAUCGCCAUGCACCGAGCCCUGGUGGGGCUGGACAAGUUUUUGGGACAGGCUGUCAUCAACUUAGUGGACCUCCACGCCAACAGAUCACGCAAAAAGACCGACUGGUAUAAGCUGGUGGAUAAGAACGGGAAACAGGAGAAGGACCGAGGGGAAGUUCUUUUGGACAUUCAGUUCAUGCGGAAUAACCUGACAGCCAGCAUGUUUGACCUCUCCAUGGCAGACAAACCUCGCUCUGGCAUUGGCAAACUCAAGGAUAAAAUUCGUGGUAAGAAGAAGGAAGGCCUGUCAGAUUCUGCCUCUGCGAUCGUGCCUUCUUCAGUGGGAACAGACAGUGAAGGGGAAGGAGAGGGCGGUUCAGACAAUCCUAAGAAGAAAUCAAAACUCAAAUCCUUGUUUGGACCGAAGACAAACCUCCAAAGGAAUGUGUCCCAGUCGAUGUCAACGCUGGGCACCCUGCCUGAGAAGAACAGUUCACUCAGCAGCAGCAGAUCAUCCGGCCUUAAUGUGGACUCUCCUGAUGUGAAAAAGAAGUUUAAAAUACCGGGACACAAGCGCACUGAGAGCUCAGAUAGCAAAGUGUCUCUUGGCCCCUUUUCUCUUCUGAGCCGCUCUAAACAAAACAUCCAGGAGCAGAAUAACCUCUGUAUAAACGGCAGCCACGUUUAUGCAGAGGAGCAAGAACCUAAAGCUAAUUUUGGCUCCACACUCAGUCUGAACAUCUCAGGAAAGGGUUCAGUAGAGGAUGUUCGUAAAUACCACCAACGAAAUACGUCCGACAUCUCCAUCGACUCACUUAAAGGCCUGAGUAUCCCCUCAUACAAGCCUGAAGUGCAAGACAAAGCUUCUCUUGUCCCACAGCGCCCUCUAGAGGACAGGAGACAUGUAGAGGUGGAGGAGAAGGGUAAGAAACCCGAAGGAAGAAGCCUGCAAGAGAUGCUGGACCGACAGGAAGAACAAGAGCAAAGGAAGCAGCAAGAACGGGAGAGAAAACAAGAGGAAGAGAGGAAAAGCGGGCUUGAAGAGCAGGAGAGGAAGCGCAAGGAAGAGGAAGAGCUGCAGAGGAAGCGGCGUGAGGAGGAGACGCAGCGAGCCGAGGAUCAGCGGCACCAGGAGGAGACCAGAGUAACCGAACGGCUCUCUUCUCUCUUUGGCAUUGGAAAGAAGGAGGACAAGAGAGAGGAAGCUAUGAAUGAACCCAAACGUCUAGAUGUGCCGUCCUCUACAAACCCAUUUGAAGACAUUCCCCUCACCCCGGAUACUCCAUCCUCUAUCCCAGAAGAGAGGCCCACGGACCCACGGAGGGGUGUCAGGACCACCUUCACCCCAACGCCACCCGCCAGUGCUUUCCCCAGCCGCACAGCAAAAGUGUCCGCGGUCAAGCCAAGAUUGGCUUUGAGUGUACUGCCUGAAACCGAUAAUAGCCAUUCCCAAUCCCCCUCAGACUCUAUAGACACCCAGACCACUUCUCACCUUUCCCCAUCCCUCUCUACUGAUCCGUUUGAGUCUUUUGGUAUGUUUUCUGAUCUUCAUUCUUCUCUGGCACCUGCUAAACCUCCGAGAACUUUCAGUGAGUUAAGUGAGUCCAGCAUGGAAAACCUCUCAGCUCCCAAAUCUGACAAGAAGCGAAAGGCUCCUCUACCUCCUGGUAAUCUUGGGGGCUCGUCUAAGACUGAAAACCAUCCUGAUAAUGGGGGACAAGCGCAUACCCAAAAAGAUAGGCCUGUUCUUCCUCUCCCAGACUAUGAAACCCUCUAUCCUAAGAAGAGGCAUGGGGUGAUGGGUCAAACACGUUGGGACCAUCUUGUUGCAGAGGUAAACCAAAGAAACUGGGAUUUCUCGGAAGAAAUUAAUGUAGAUGGACCUGAGAGGCCAGUGCCAAAUAAAUCUGCGAUCUUAAAGGACAGAACCUCUGUGAACCUUAACCAGCACCAAAGAAAUCAUGAGGCACCUCCCCCUGCCCCCGCAAGGCACAAAGAGGCAUUCCUUCCACCCAAAGCUCCUGCGACACCAGAACCAUCGGUCGAGACUAAUGUCCAAUAUGGUCAUAUCAAAGAGUCUUUAUAUGCCACUGUCAAUAAGCCUAGAAACUCUGCUUCCAAGAACUUGGAAAACAAUCCACCUCCCGCUGUCCAUAGUAGACAUGCACCUCAGGAGAUGGAAAGGAAGUCUCCGACUCCGGAUGCCAUUACCCAUCAACUCUCCCUGUCAAAAGAGAAGCCUACACCAGCUGCUAGAUCCAUACAAAAUAUACAUUCAAAGACUGAUGAUGUGGCUAAAGAGAUGCCUUCAGUCAUACCCAGGCAACAGUCAUUAGUCAAGGACCCAGUCAGACAAGUCCAACCAGACAAGCAGGUAACCAAUCAACCCAUGACAUCAGAAAACAACAAAACUGAGAAACCACACAAGGGCCAGAAUGGAAGCAUUUCCACAGAUGGGUUUGUUGACGUAGACCUCCUCAAAGCUGCUGAAAGUCCAGAAGAACUGCAUUUGGGGAAACCGGCUAUUGAACCUGAGGGGAAGGGAAUGAUUGCUCUCGAUCCAUUCCCAAAUGAUAACCUGCUAUCUAAAGAUCCAUGGGCUUUACCAGAGCAGACCACCAAUGAAGAUGACCUGUUCACUAGGGGCCCAAAGCAAAUAGGAAAUCUUGAAGAUCAGACAUCAACCUUUGAUAAGAAAGAUAACAAGCCUGCAAACAAAGGUACAAAUGAUCCAUUCACAAACCUUUCAGAGAAAAGCAAAUCACCGAAAUCAGAGAGUGGAAAACAAUCACCCAGCUUCACUGAACAAGCCAGAGCCUCAUUUCAAAGAAAUUUUUCGCUUAGAAAGAAAAAUUCAUCUCGCCAAUACUCAACUACUGGAAAAGCUGGUACAGAGAAUACAAGUCUGGCUAGAUCAGUUUCUCAGUCUUCACAAGAUGCCGAAGAUGUUGAGCUGACUGUAACCAGUGUUGCUCCACCAAGCAGAACUGAUCCCACCGUAGUAACAUCUGAAUCCCCUAUAGGGGGCAAGAUGACUCUUCGCGCUUGGGUCUCGCCAUCAGAGGCUCAGCCAGUUGCUCUGCAGAAUGGUAGUGGAAGUGCAGUUUCUAAUUCAAGAAGGCCUCACCCAGUGAAACCCAUGAGCACCGAGAGCCAGUCUUCCAGUGUUAUCGCUGUGGGGAAAGACCCGAAGACUAUCACCAUCAAGGAAAUGGCUGAGAUGUCAAAGAAUGUAGAUAGCGGUCCGUACACUCAGCUCACACAGGAGGAACUGAUCACACUGGUGGUAAAGCAACAGGCCGAACUCUCCAAAAAAGAUGCCAGGAUCCUGGAGUUAGAGGACUAUAUUGAUAACCUGCUAGUUCGCGUCAUGGAGGAGAAACCAGCCAUCCUGCUUUCACUUCAAUCCAAGUGUUAGGGUUUAAUCCUAACAUCUGAAUAACCGUGCCCAGAUCACUAUACUGAGACGCUUCAAUAUUGUAGGAUUUGGCUGAUACAGCCAGAAGGAUUGUGAAAGCAAUAUCACAUCUCAUAAUCAGUUGAUUUGCUUGAGUAUAUGUAACGCAUGUAGAGUUGUUGGCAUAUGUGCAUUCUGAUUUCAUCACCAAUAUCAUACAAAUAACUUUAUUUUUUACAGCGUGGAUAUGUAUAGUAUAUCAAAGCCUACAAGAAUUCUGCAGUCUGUCAGAUCACCCUUAACUGGAUGCUGGGGUGUUGUUUUUUUUGUUUUGUUGGAUCAUGGUACAAUCUCCUCCUGAGAAGCUCCCCAACAACAAACACAUCGUAUUUAUUGAUCAUCUUAGUUUUCUGUGCAUCUUUCCAUUUAAGAGAGGGCUUCUUAAUGCAUUAUUUAUUGCAGUCUUAAGCUUGUAUUUGAAGAUUUUCCUUCUUCCUGAAGUGAUUUGUGUUUAGAUCCUGACUGCUGCCUUGAGUCUUGAUCAGAACGCUUCAUUAGUGUUAAUGCGGCCUUGUGUCUGUUGGGGCUCAAAUCAAGGUAAUAAUCCUCUUACUUUUUAGAAAUGUAGACAAUAAGCACUUUUUACUUGAACGGGGUGUUUCAUUUAUGAAGGAUAGUGUUUUUAUAUUAAGUAAUUAUCUAAAAUACCCUGUAGAAUUACCUCUAAUGAAGAAUUCUUUUUCUUGCCUGUUACGCACACUUCUGCAUAUGUAAAGCUCUGCUGGUGUUCGAACACUGGGUAUAGAAUUCAUUUUUAUUUCCCUGGUCAAUAUUGACUACAUAUUUAAAUGUUUCUUUUUGUCAGCUGUUGAAUCAGCCGAAAUAGUUUAUGCUACAUGUCAAACUGCAUGUUUGUUUUAUAUUGUAGCGAUUUUGACCAAGGAUUAUUAAGCGUUCUUUGAAGCGCAAUGUACAUACUGUGACAUUCUGCGGUUCUGUAACGAACAAGCAAUAACUGUCUGCAGGAUUUCGUUUCCUGAAUGUCAGGUAAUCGGUACUUUCGGUGUUGUUGAGAGCUUGUCUGUUGUGAAACCAAAGAGCUGUGAUGUAAAUCUGAAGUCUUACCCUACAGGACUCAAAACCUACUUCCCAUUCCCUGUUCCAUUGUUCUUCUUCUCAUGUUUUUAAUCAGUGAGUAAACAUUUUUGUUUAACCACUUAAAUGCCUAUGGGGAGAGAAUGGUCCAUCUGACAAGGAUGGAGGAAUAAACUGUAUGUCUUGUA
Sinocyclocheilus rhinocerous is the source of this 5501-nucleotide messenger RNA. Its product is annotated as rab11 family-interacting protein 1-like. Bases 601 to 4239 code for a protein of 1212 amino acids. Gene Ontology annotation, biological process: regulated exocytosis. The record is from RefSeq and is a predicted model, not a curated record. Gene Ontology annotation, cellular component: intracellular membrane-bounded organelle. The transcript is spliced from 6 exons. Lineage: Eukaryota; Metazoa; Chordata; Actinopteri; Cypriniformes; Cyprinidae. Gene Ontology annotation, molecular function: small GTPase binding.